Molecule: messenger RNA, 5295 nt
Organism: Cutaneotrichosporon cavernicola
Lineage: Eukaryota; Fungi; Basidiomycota; Tremellomycetes; Trichosporonales; Trichosporonaceae
Gene: MOT1
Exons: 2
Coding region: 1-5295 (1764 amino acids)
Molecular function (GO): ATP-dependent chromatin remodeler activity; TBP-class protein binding; ATP binding
Source: RefSeq, a predicted model, not a curated record
AUGUCCAAACUCAUCCUCCUACUAGAUACUGGUACAUCCACCCUCGUUCGACGAACAGCAGCAAAGCAGCUAGCAGACGUCGCACUCAAAACCUUUACUCAACUCCCCCAAGAUGACGCAUGGCCAGACGCCCUCGAAACCAUCGCCAAACUCAUCCCACUCCUCCGCUCCCGCUCCUCCGAAACCCGCAAUGCAGCAGCUUACGCCCUCGGUCUCGUCGCUCAAGCUCUCCCAGAUUGGCAAGGCAACCCACCCGACGAACCCGUUCCUAUAACUGGCGCCGACACUCCUUUUGACGUCGCAUACACCGUCGCGUCGAAUGACCCAUUACUCGCGUCAGCAGGGAGGGAAUACGUCGCCAAACCUGGCAGGGGCGACCGCCUCAAGAGCCGUAAGGCCAUGAUGAGUGUUGCAGGGCUCGGCGGCGGACUCGACAUGGGUAGCGAGAUGGACAAGGUACUCGACGACGCCGAUGACAAGGACGGUGUAACUUCGGGCCCACCAACACCAGCUCCGCCACCCGAAAAUGUCUUUGAGGGCCUCUCGGCGCGUCAGAUUGCCAUGAUCAAACGCAAAAAGGGAAAUAACAUUGUCGAGGAAGCCAACAAGAUGAGGCGGUUGAAUCACAAGAACGACGCCGGGUCACAAGAUACAACCCCAAAGAGCACACCCAAGACGACACCACAAGCAACACCUCCACCCGAGGUCAAGACCGAGCCCGAGGAUAUCAAGCCCGACAUCAAACAAGAAGCCGUGAUCAUCGACCCGGGAAAGAAGGGCGGCGCUGUCGAACCCACCGACGCAAAAGUGCUCACUCUCGAUGCACAUGGACAUAGCCCUUGGUCGGCCGUAGUCGUCGAGCUCGCCAAGGCGCUGACAGAUCCGGCAUGGGAAGCGAGGCAUGGCGCUGCCCUCGGUAUUAUGGAGGUCGUACGCGGUACCGGCACCACCCUCGGCGCUGGAUACCCCGGUUUCUGCCUCGCACUCGCCCGUCGCCUCCUCUCGCUCCUCGCGCUCGACCGCUUUGGCGACUUUCUCGGCGACACGGUUAUGGCACCCGUGCGCGAAACGGCUGGCCAGGCGCUGGGCGUGCUCUUUCGCCACCAGAGCGAUCCCGAGAGCGCCGAGGUCCACAACGCACUCGUGGCCAUGGUUAACCAGCCGUGGGCCAAGCGGGGCAAGGAAGCUGAGGGUCGUCCGCGCGGCGACAAGUUUGCUUGGGAGUUGCGCCACGCCGGGUUGCUUGGUCUCAAGUACGAGGUCGCGUUACGCGACCCAACGCUGAUUGUGCACGACGUCGUGGCAUGCGCAAUCCUCGCUCUCCGUGACCAGGACGACGACAUCCGUUCGGUCGCCGCGUCGGCGCUCCUCCCCAUCACGUCCACCCUCGUGACCAUACCUGAACUGCCUGCGAUAGUUGAGACGCUCUGGAACUGCCUCGGUGAAGGUACUGACGAGCUAGGCAGCAGCACUGCAACCGUCAUGGACCUCCUCGGCGCCAUGUUGCAGUACGACGAGGUCAUCACGCUUAUGGCGCAGAGCACCGACAGUCAUGCCCUCAUCUCGCGCAUCUACUCGUUCAUCCGACACCCGAUUGCGACAGUCCGCCUGGCAGUCGUCAAGGCGCUGCUCGUCUUACUCUCGGUUCCCGCGCUACCGCGCGACUGGGUACGCCCAGAUGUCCUCUCGCUCCUGUACCAGAACCUCGUACUCGAGGACCGUGCCGAGAUCCGCGACGUCACGUUCCAAGCGUUCGCGACGGCCGUUGCCAACAUUGACCUCGACGCGACCGUCGGCCCCAACAUUGAGGACUGGUACGCGAUCGUCAUGACGCCCGUCGGCACCCCGCUCGACCAAGCGUUAUUCUUUGGCCAGCGUCCGCGUGGACACGACGUCGACAAGGCCAUGUUCGCGGGCGAUAUGGGUCUCGUGUCCACCGACACGGUGCUCGAGACCCGCAUCGCCGCGGCCAAGGCUCUCGCUCUCCUCCGACGCUACCAGCACGGCUUUGACGACGUAUCCCUCAUUAAGCAAUAUCUCUCAAGCGUGUGCGCGCAUCAGAUCUUCAUUGGUGCGACAAUCGUCCGCGAGUGGGCUUUCGACAACCAGGAGUCGGCCCGCGCGUCCGGCAUUGACGCCAACGUCCUACCGCUCCUCGCCACCAAGGCAACGUACACCGAGAUGUCGACAAUGCUCACGCGUGUGCAUGCCGAGGUGCGCGGUCUUUUCACCGCAUUCACCACUGAGGGCAAAAUCAAGAAGGACCGCAUCCCCGAUCUCCCGAGCCACAUCGACCCCCUGGGCGGUGCCAGUGCGUUCACUCUCGACACAGCGCGCCGCGCAGUCGGACCGACGUUUGAGGCUCUCGCUAGCCUCGUCAAGGCCAAGGCUGCGCUUGCCAACCUGCGCGACCGCCAGAGGAAGGUGCUCGCGAGCGUCGGCUACUUUGGCGCGAUGAAGGAGCGUCUCGACGUGCAGGUGUCUGCCAGCGUCGCUGGCGCGCUCAUCACCCUGGGGACUAUGCCACCAAAGCUUGGGCCCGUCGUCAAGGCGGUCAUGGACGCAAUCAAGAAGGAGGAGUCGGAGCUGUUGCAGACGCGCGCGGCUGAGUCGGUCGGCGCACUCAUCGCAUUCUGCUGCUCACCCAACUUCUCGCUCCCUGUCAACCCGACCGACAAGGUGCUCAAGAACCUCUUCACCUUUCUCAACUCGGACGUCAGCGUCACACCUGUCUUUUCGACUGACACGGACGGCAUCCUCAGUCUCAAGGAUGCCCCAGUGCCCCAUCAGACCAAGAAGGGUGCGAUUGCCGCCGCCGAAGAGACGGAGGAACAGAUUGCUGCGCGGAUCAUGCGCCGUGGUGCCCUCGGUGCGCUUGGUGCCGUCGCACGCCGCUUCGGUCACACGCUGUUCAACUCCGUGCCCAAGUUCUGGGAGGGCAUCAGCGCCGCGCUACAACUGGCGGACACGGACGUCACAAUUCUCGACGCGCGCCUUGCCGAGCCAAACAAGGGUCAGGACCUCAUCGACACCCUCACGUCGCUGCGCCUCGUCGCACCCGAGCUCGAUACCGGAGUACACAGCCAGGUUGUCAGCCUGUUCCCUGCGCUCAUUAUCGCGUUGCAGUCGUCGUUCACCGUUAUCCGCAACGCGGCUGCGCGCACCAUUGCGGCGCUGUGCGAUGUGGCCACCGAGGAGGCGAUGCGGACUGUCGUCGACGACAUUGUGCCGCUCGUGGGUGACGCCGGGCGUGUGCCGUCUCGCCAGGGCGCAGUCGAGGCCAUCCACCACAUCAUCAAGCUCCUCGAAAUAAAGGCGCUGCCGUACGUGCUGUUCCUGAUAGUGCCGAUCCUGGGUCGCAUGAGCGACAGCGACGAGAGUGUCCGCCUUCUCUCGACGAGCACGUUUGCGUCGCUCGUCAAGAUGGUCCCGCUCGAGGCGGGCAUUCCCGACCCACCCGGUUUUAGCCCCGAGCUGCUCGCCAAGCGCGAUGAGGAGCGUCGCUUCCUCGCGCAGUUACUCGAUGGCUCGCGUGCCGAACAAUACGCCGUCCCAAUCGAGAUCAAGGCCGACCUCCGCCAGUACCAGAAGGACGGCGUAAGCUGGCUCGCCUUCCUCGCCAAGUACCAACUGCACGGCAUUCUGUGCGACGACAUGGGUCUCGGCAAGUCUCUGCAAACGAUUUGCAUUGUCGGCUCCAAGAUCCACGAGCGCAAGAUGCGGUACAAGGAGACGCGGGGCGUCGACGCUGCGCAUCUCCCGUCGCUCAUCGUCUGCCCUCCCACUCUCACAGGACACUGGUACCACGAAAUACGCAAGUUUACUUCUGAACUCUCCGCGAUCCAGUACGUCGGUAACGCGAACCAGCGUGCCGCUUUGCGGCCCACGCUCAACCGCUACGAUGUGGUCAUCACGUCGUACGAGAGUGUGCGCAACGACAUUGCCGACCUGUCCCGCGUCAACUUCCUCUACGCGGUCUUAGACGAGGGUCACGUCAUCAAGAAUCCCAAGACCAAGCUCACGCAGGCGGUCAAGCAGCUGCGCGCACAGCACCGCCUCCUCCUCUCGGGCACGCCGAUCCAGAACAACGUGCUCGAGCUGUGGUCGCUUUUCGACUAUCUCAUGCCGGGAUUCUUGGGGAGCGAGCGCGCAUUCAAUGACCGCUUCAGCAAGCCGAUUCUCGCAGACCGGGACGGCAAGGCGACGCCAAAGGAGCGCGAAGCAGCUGCAUCCGCUCUCGAGGCGUUACAUAAGCAGGUACUUCCCUUCCUUCUCCGUCGCCUCAAGGAGGACGUGCUCAACGACCUCCCACCCAAGAUCAUCCAGGACUACUACUGCGAACUCUCGGAUGUCCAGAAGGCGCUUUACGAUGAGUUUUCGCGCUCGCGUGCCGCCGAAGAGGCGGGCGAGUUCGUAUCCGCCGACGGGGGGUCGGGACAGCAACAUGUCUUCCAGAGCCUCCAGUACCUGCGCAAGCUGUGCAACCAUCCUGCACUGGUCAUUGGCAACGACGAGCAUGCCAAGGCGACCGUCAAGCGCAAGGUAGGCGCGAUGCCGGCCAUGAGCGACCUGUCACAGGCGCCCAAGCUCGAGGCACUCAAGCAGCUCCUUACAGACGCGGGGAUCGGUGCUGGCACCUCAUCAGUCGGCGAUCGCCUCGACGGCUCGGGGCCGUUUACGGGCGGCCACCGCGUCCUCAUCUUCUGCCAGCUGCGCCCGAUGCUCGACAUUAUCGAGCGCGACCUCUUCCGCUCCCACAUGCCCUCUGUCACGUACAUGCGUAUGGACGGAGGCACUGAUCCGCGCAAGCGCCACGCCAUUGUCGAGACAUUCAACGCCGACCCUAAGAUCGACGUACUCCUCCUCACCACUAGUGUCGGUGGUCUAGGCCUCAACCUGACUGGCGCAGACACUGUCAUCUUUGUCGACCACGACUGGAACCCCAUGAAAGACUUACAGGCCAUGGACCGUGCGCACCGUCUGGGCCAGAAGAAGGUCGUCAACGUUUACCGCCUCAUCACGCGCGGUACUCUGGAAGAGAAGAUUAUGGGCUUGCAGCGCUUCAAGCUCAACAUAGCCAGCAGUGUUGUGACGCAACAGAACGCCGGCCUCGGCAGCAUGAACACGGGCGAGGUGCUCGAUCUCUUCAAGGUCUCUGCCGAGGGCGAGGCUCCCAAGGCCUCGAAACCCGCUGGCGCCGGCCUUUCCAAAAUGCUCGAGGGACUCGACGACCUGCCUCCCGACGACGAGUAUGCCGAGCUGUCGAUGGACAACUUCCUCGCCAAGAACGCCUAG